CCCACCUCCCCCUCCCCAAAAAUGCCCGGCCUCGCUUCAGAUCCCGACAACUCCAUCGUCCCCUUCGACCCCAAUCCACCCACUCCCAUCAUCUACCCGAUCCAAAUCAACCUCAAACCCCCAAUCUCUCGGAUCCACAUCAACUGGUCUCGCGGUAACCUCCUCCAUGUCGCCUGCCUCCGCCCCGCCGGAGACUCCGGCGAAGGACUCGCCGGAGGAAAGGUCGUCGAGGUGAAGCUCGGCGGCGCCGACGACGGCGAGAUCGGCGAAGCGGAGAGGCGGAGGAUCGCAUAUGGAUCUGUGCCGGCAUUUGCUUUGCUUCAGAGCCGGAGGAAUUCUCUGAUGGCGAUGGCGAGGAUGUCGGCAGCGUCUUUUCGGAAUGAGUGGUGGGAGCAUGUGUUGGAGUACAGCAAUCAAAUCUCUGACCUUCUUGGAAGACCCAAGCUUCCUUCUGGCUCGGUUAUUGAAGACCCCAGAAUGGUUUUGCAGUUGGUUGAGAAACCUACUAGCUUGAAGGCUGCAUGGCAGUUGUUGAAGAUAUUUUAUGUGGAUAGGCUAUCAUCAGCUUGGCUCCCAGAGCAUCUUGUCGAUUGGUUAGCAGAUUAUGAUGGCCUAUUGUCAAAGACAGAUACAACUAUCCACUCCAAGCUUGCAGGGCUGCAAAAGAAGCUGGUCGAUUUACAGGUAGUUGAGGAUGAUCCAGAAUAUUGGGAAGGAAUAUCACUAGCACUUGCAGUUGGUUGGCUUGAUAUUGCGGUUAAACUCUUGAGAUUACAUGGAUCCUAUCAACUAGAUCAAAUAGACAGUCGCGAGACAGAAAAUGGGUUGGUUGAGGCAGUUGCUGUACUAGUCUCAACAAUGCCACGCAUGCGUCCUGACUUGCCCACAGGAAAAUUAGGCCAAUCUUAUAAAACCAAGUCCGACUUUAUCAAGGCAUGGGAAAAAUGGCGUGGCCAUAUAGCUAAACUAGAUUUCAGUACAUUUUGGGUUCAGUGUGGCCACCAUCAGACGCGGGAAGGAUUGAAAAAUUUGUUACAAAUUAUGUUGGGGAACAUAAAAAAUAUUACUAAUGCAACUUAUCAUUGGAUGGAGUUAUGUAUCUCACACUUACUCUACAUGAGACCAUUUACUAUGAGUUUAGAAGGAAUGCACAGUUUGGCUCAAAAGUGUAUGCAGUUGAAGCCGAAUGCCAAUUCCAGUGGUCUUACAGAGGUCCUCCUUGGUAUUCUUGGAGAUAAUACCGAGGUUGUUUUAGCAGAAUGCUCUAGAACAUUUGGACCCUGGUUGGUCACACAUGCCACAGAGUUGUUAAGCACUGAGAAUGAUGAAGCUGAUAUUCUGCUGCAUGAAGAGAGAUAUAACUUAGGAGGUAUCAGUAUCGACGAACUGCAUCGUCUUGUGUACGCUCAAGUUUUGUCUUCUCAUCCUUUGACUUGGCAAAUUGCCCCUACGUAUUUAGCUUCCUGCCCAAAGCAAGGUUUAGGUUUGUUAGAGAAUUUACUCUACAGGCAGCCUGUGCAACAUUUCCAAAUGAUUCUCAAGAACCUAGAGAUUUGCCGUCUGUAUGAACUUGAUGACAUUAGUUCGAGGGUCAUGAAGAUUGCUGGCAUGUAUAACUGGAAGCAUGGCAAGAAAGGGUUUGGAGUUUACUGGCUUCAACAAGCUCAGGACGAAGUUAGACUUAAUAAAAUUGCUCAGCGAUUGUUUGAAUGCAUUGGAAAGUCAGUAUCUGAUGACAGUUUUAAGCAAUGGGAAGGUUUAAUUGAAUUGCUUGGUUCUGAAGUUGGCAGUGCAGGAGGUCUUGAGUUUCUGCACAAGUAUCGGGAUUUUAAGAGAUCUCUUCAGCAGGUACAAGAUGGAAGGGCCAAUGAUGUUGCUAGGCAGACCGUGGAAUCACUUAUACAACUUAUGAAAAGUCCCUCAACACCACAGAGAUUUUGGCUUCCACUUCUGCAUGAUUCUGUUAAAUUGCUAAAUUGGAAGGAUCGGCCUCUGUUGAGUGUGUCUGAAACAAAUUUGCUCAUGAAUAAACUGCAAGAGCUAUCCCUAGCAAAGCUUCGUCCAGAUUUUUGCGACACUGAGUUGCCACCUAAAGCCAUAGGCUCUGUUAGAUUGGCCCUGGCCACGAAUCUUGCCCGUGCUAUUCUCGAGGAACCCUGAAUCCAUAAUCCAUUAUCUUGGAGGAUUGUACAACUACAUAUCAAAAUACGCAGUAUGCAACGGCUAAAAAGCUGUCUUCUUCAAACCAUUAGUGCUUGGCCAAAGAAGCUUGAAGUAUUUUAUGGAAACUUCUGUUUGUAUGAGCCUUCUGUAACCAGCAAGUUUCAGAUGAUGGAGAGUAGGAUGUACCUUCAAAAGCAAACAAUUUGCUUAUUCAGUGAGAGCUUGUAAAUUUUGUUGUGUUGCGAGUAGUGUAGAAGAACUUAAAGAGAAUAUUUGUUUGCAUGAGCAAUUUUAUAUGAGAUGUGUAAUCUGUUUCAUAUCAAGAUUAUGUAUCCGCAUAUAAUUUACUUUAUUCUUCAGUUGAA
Messenger RNA from Asparagus officinalis (garden asparagus), 2528 nucleotides. Its product is annotated as nuclear pore complex protein NUP85. The coding region runs from base 22 to 2160 and encodes 712 amino acids. NCBI's taxonomy places the organism in Eukaryota, Viridiplantae, Streptophyta, Magnoliopsida, Asparagales, Asparagaceae. Gene Ontology annotation, cellular component: nuclear pore outer ring. The transcript is spliced from 19 exons. Gene Ontology annotation, molecular function: structural constituent of nuclear pore. The record is from RefSeq and is a predicted model, not a curated record. Gene Ontology annotation, biological process: protein import into nucleus; positive regulation of DNA-templated transcription; mRNA export from nucleus.